This is a messenger RNA of Limanda limanda (common dab), 2991 nucleotides long. RefSeq names its product oxysterol binding protein-like 8 (gene osbpl8). The transcript has 25 exons. Gene Ontology annotation, cellular component: intracellular membrane-bounded organelle; cytosol; membrane. The record is from RefSeq and is a predicted model, not a curated record. The coding region runs from base 117 to 2942 and encodes 941 amino acids. Lineage: Eukaryota; Metazoa; Chordata; Actinopteri; Pleuronectiformes; Pleuronectidae. Gene Ontology annotation, molecular function: cholesterol binding.
GGAACAUGGGGUUUGAAAUAGCAUAGCUGCAGCUGGGCGACCUGAACGGGAAGAGCUCAAGUGAUAUGCAGCUGUCAGAGCGGCGCUGACAGGCCUGAAUCGGGUUUAACACGACCAUGGACUCCUCUUCUGAUUCCCAGCAGGAAGCUGAGAAAACUUUGGAGACACAGAAACCUGAAAACGAUGAAACACAUCUUCAAAUAAAUUGCCUCCUCCACCUUCCUGCCAAGCCCCAUGCAGAGUUGAGAGAGAGCCAUGCCACCUCCGCUGCUGUAGUGUGCAGUGAUGACACCGUCCUUCUGACCCCAGGCAGGAUGAGCCAGCGCCAGGUGAAGGAGCGGGACAAAGAGAGGGAGAAGGAGGCCGGCCUCCAGACGCCCAACAGGGAGCAUGUCUCCACCCCCUCGACCCUCAGCCCGGGGGUGAGCUACAGCCACGGUUUUGAAAGAGGGAAGGAGGACCUCUUGUCUCUGCCUUUAAAAGAGGACUCACAUUCCAUUUCAAAGAGCAAGUCUGAAACAAAGCUGUACAAUGGCUCAGACAAGGAUGUGUCGGCGUCUGGAGGAAAGCUCACCAAGAAGGAGUCCCUCAAGGUGCAGAAGAAAAACUACAGGGAAGAAAAGAAGAGGGCGACCAAGGAGCUGCUCAGCACCAUCACCGACCCCUCUGUCAUCGUCAUGGCCGACUGGCUGAAGAUCCGCGGCACUCUGAAGAGCUGGACCAAGCUGUGGUGCGUGCUGAAGCCAGGCGUCCUGCUCAUCUACAAAACCAACAAAAACGGCCAGUGGGUGGGAACGGUGCUGCUCAACGCCUGCGAGCUGAUCGAGAGGCCGUCCAAGAAGGACGGCUUCUGCUUCAAGCUGUUCCACCCGCUGGAACAGUCCAUCUGGGCCGUCAAGGGUCCUAAAGGGGAAGCGGUGGGCUCCAUCACGCAGCCAUUACCCAGCAGCCACCUCAUCUUUCGUGCUACCUCAGAGUCUGAUGGUCGAUGCUGGAUGGACGCCUUAGAGCUGGCCCUGAAGUGCUCCGGCCUACUGAAGAGGACCAUGAUCCGUGAGGGGAAGGAAGACAUAAGCACAGUCGCUACUGGCGGAGAACACUCCAUUAAUUUCUACAGUCUCCUGCGAGCCCAUAACAUGCACGGUUUCCAAUUCAGUGACAGUGACCAUUUGAAAGACCCGGAUCUGUACUCGGACAAGUCGGACCGGGAGGGCGAGCAGGACCACGAGGAGUCGGACCCAGAAGGCCUGGAGAAGAGCGAGGAGAGCGACAGCGACACGUCGGAGCGCCAAGACGACUCGUACAUUGACCUUGAUCCAAACGAACAUCUGAGGGAAACCCCGUACCUGGAACAGUCCCACGAGGAACUGGGAGAGGCUGGUGAGGCUGCACAGACAGAGACGGUAUCGGAGGAGAAUAAAUCUCUGAUCUGGACGUUGCUGAAGCAGGUCCGACCUGGUAUGGACCUGUCCAAGGUGGUGUUGCCCACCUUCAUCCUGGAGCCCAGAUCCUUCCUCGACAAACUCUCGGAUUACUACUACCACGCAGACUUCCUGUCAGAUGCUGCGAUCGAAGAGAACGCCUACAGCCGCAUGAAGAAGGUGGUGAAGUGGUACAUUUCUGGAUUUUACAAGAAGCCACAGGGGUUGAAGAAGCCUUACAACCCCAUUAUUGGAGAGACGUACCGCUGCAUGUGGCUCCACCAGAGGACAAACAGCAAGACGUUCUACAUCGCAGAACAGGUUUCCCAUCAUCCUCCGGUGUCUGCCUUCUAUGUCAGCAACAGGAAGGAUGGGUUCUGCCUCAGUGGCAGCAUCCUUGCCAAGUCGAAGUUUUAUGGUAACUCUCUGUCGGCCAUAUUAGACGGGGAGGCUCGUCUCACUUUUCUCAACCGAGGGGAGGACUAUGUGAUGAACAUGCCCUACGCCCACUGUAAAGGUAUCCUGUACGGCACCAUGACACUGGAGCUGGGAGGACAGGUCACCAUUGCCUGUGAGAAAACAGGCUACAGCGCUCAGCUCGAGUUCAAACUGAAGCCAUUCCUGGGCAGCAGCGACAGUGUCAAUGAGAUCUGUGGAAAGAUCAAGCUUGGAAAGGAGGUGUUAGCCACACUAGAAGGACACUGGGACAGCGAGAUCUUCAUCAAUGACAAGAAGACUGGGACGGUGGAAACUUUCUGGAAUCCGACACCAGAGCUGAGACAGAGUCGACUGACCCGCUGCACAGUCCCACCAGAGGACCAGGGGGAGUUUGAAGCAGAAAGACUGUGGCAGCACGUGACCCGGGCCAUCAACAACAAGGACCAGACCGAGGCCACCAAUGAGAAGUUCUUUCUGGAGGAAGCUCAGAGGAAGUCGGCCCGCGAGCGGAAAGCAAAAUGCGAGGAGUGGAUCUCCGCUCUGUUUGAGCAGGACCCCAUCACUGGAGAGUGGCAUUACCGAUAUGCUGACACAAGGCCAUGGGAUCCACUCAACGACCUGAUCCAGUUUGAAAAGGACGGCUGCAUCCAGACCAAGGUCCGACACCGCACCCCUAUGGUACGUUCUGGCAGUCUUAUUAGUCUGAGUAACCAGGGGCCGCGGAGGGACAAUUGCAAGUGCCAGGUAACGGUGCCAAAGAGGAAACAUAAGAGCGACAAACCCAAAAGUCCAGAGAGUGGCUGCUCUUCACCUGAACCCGACCGUCAGGACUCGUCUGGCAGCGAACGACACAAAAGCAAACACAACAGUCGGCUGAGGAAAAAAGGAGCCGACCUCAGUGAACUUCAAAGUGCCAUUGAAUCCAUAAAGAAGACGCAGGAGGACAUUAACAGGAGCAUCAGUGUGCUGCGGAGUCGUGGGUCAGGCCGGGUGGAGGGCGGCUCCUUCCUCCAGCAGCGCGACUACGUCAUCAUCUUUUUCCUCAUCCUCCUUCAGGUCGUGAUCAACUACGUCUUCAAGUAGCAGCCAUACCCCACAGAGAGAGUGUGAUGCCCUUACACACACACACACA